CUGGCUCGCAGGGAGAUUUCGUUCACCCUCGCGUGGUUGAGAAAGCUCGCCUAGCUACCUCUGGGUCCCGCUCUCCUAUCUCCGUUACCCUCGGAGAUAAAAAGACGCAGCGCUUCUUCAAUCAGACGGUCCCCGACCUCCACUUCUCCCUCACCCUCCAGCCAUCGGAUAGUCCCCAGAUGCCUAGGCGCUACCAUUCCUCCGCAUACUUCGACGUACUUGAAACUGGGUACGACUUUAUCCUUGGCACUCCCUGGUCUCGCCGGUUCCAUGGCACAGAGGCCGAAUGGGCGACCGAGACACUCGUUCUCAAAACGAAGUGUGGUCAGACUCAUCGCAUCCCGUUCAUUGGAACCACGGGCGACACCCCACCCGACCUACCUCCCCAGGGCCCUCAUCCCUCAGGGUCCCGCCCCAACAUCGCGUUCACUUCCCCUCAUCAGUUUGCUCACUUCAUACGACAGGAAGACGUCACGUUUUACUCAGUAAACGUCAUGGAUCUUCUUCGCUACGAUCCACCCUGUCCCGAGGUUGAGCUCAUGUCUCUUGAGCCCGAUCCCCCUGACCCUCCUUCCAUCUUCGCGGCUCCCAUCUCUACAUCCACUCGUCAGCCUGCGGAUACCUCCUCCACGUCUCAGGCCCCUGCGCCGUCGACUGUCGAGUCCACACAUACGUCUCGUGCUGACGCAAACGCUGAGGAACUCACACGGUUCACGGCAGACUUAGAGCCUGCCGUUCGUGACCUGAUUCGAGAGUACUACGACGUCUUCCCCCCCUAUUUCUCAUACAGUGGGAUUCCCCCGAUUCGCGGUGUCGAGCAUUCCAUCCAACUCGUGCCUGACUAUCGUGUUCACCAUCAGGCACCAUACCGACUCUCGAUUCCAGAGGCAACGGAACUCAAGCGUCAGCUUGAGGAGCUCCUUCGAUUGGGUUUCAUUAAACCCAGUAACUCCCCUUGGGGUGCACUUGUCCUUUUUGCUCGCAAAGCGCACGGAACUCUCCGUCUCUGCAUCGACUACCGCGGCCUUAACUGUUACACGGUUAACAAUAACUAUCCCAUGCCCCGUGCGGAUGAGCUGUUUGACCGUUUGGCAGGCAACCGCUUCUUCACGAAGAUUGAUCUUCGUAGCGGUUACUACAAGAUCCGCGUUGCCACAGAGGAUCAGCCGAAGACCGGAUUCCGAUCGCGCUUCGGCCACUACGAUCGUACCUUAGAAGACCAUCUCAGACACCUCCGCGAUGUCCUACAGCGCUUACGCAAGCAUGGCUUCUAUGCCAAGCUCAGUAAGUACCGCUUUGCCCAGCGCAAAGUGGACUUCUUAGGACACCAUGUGUCUGACCAGGUUCUCCACAUGGACGACGCGAAGAUCACUGCUAUUGCAGAGUGGCCCGUCCCCACAUCUGCCAAGCAGCUUCGCAGCUUCCUAAGCCUCACCAGCUACUAUAGUAAUUUUAUCCAGGGAUACGCUAGGUAUUCCUACGUCCUUACCUCUACCCUCCUCUGGAAGAACCCGCCGUGGUUUUGGACACCCCUAUGCGAGGACGCCUUUCGCGCCCUCAAGAAGGCGGUGACCUGUGCGUCGGUUCUUCGCCUUCCCGAUUUUGAUCGUCUCCUUAUCGUCACCACCGAUGCGUCAGACUUUGCAGUAGGAGUUGUCCUUUCUCAGGUGUUUCCCUCUCCUCCAGAUUCACCUUACCCCCAUGUCCCUCCUUUCCCCCCCCCUCCUGYYGAWACUGCUUCUCGACUGAYGCCUACCCUCCCACCACUUCCCUCCACUGACAGUCCUCCUGUUACUUACUCCCCGACCAUCGCGGAGGAUGGGACUGUCGAGGCUCGUGCUGGGGAUUGCCCGAUCGCUUUCUACUCCCGUCAGCUACUGCCUACCGAGAUAAACUACACUGCCGAUGAAUGUGAGGUUCUCGCAGUAGUUUAUGUUACCCGGCAUUGGCGUCAUUAUUUGCACGGGGCGCCGUUCACGGUGCGCACGGACAACUCAGUUGUCCAGGCUUUCCUCACGAAGCUUAAGCUUUCCCCUCGACAGGGACGCUGGUGGCGUGACUUAUCCGAGUUCAGUUUCACCACUCACCCCAUCAAGGGUGAAACGAACCGCGUCGCCGACGUCUUGUCCCGCCGUCCUGAUCACAAUGAGGAACCCAUCCAUCUUGCUGCCAUCUCCAUCACCACUGUUCAUCAGUCGGUGAUCGACGCGUAUCGCACUCAGUACCGCCACUGCCCCGAUUAUCGCGUCAUCCACGCGACACUGCGGAGUGGCAAGACCGUUCCUUCCUACUCCCUCGUGGAGAACGGCCUCGUGUACUGGCAUGGCAGAUUUGGUCAGCUAGAACCACACACUCGUUGCCCUACGCUUGACGACUGGAUCGCCCACAUGGCGGCGAUUAUGAAGCGCGCACACGAGAGUUUAGCCGACUCCCAGACUCGCAUGGCCACAAGAACGAACCGAUCACGAAUGGAUCAUCCAUUCAAAGUCGGUGACGAUGUGCUCGUCGACGCACGCCACUUACAGCUCGAAGCAGAUACGGUUCGCAAGUUCAGGCGUCGUUUCUUCAGUCCAUCCCGCAUCCUUCAGGCCGUCGGUUCUGAUACUGCCGCUAGUCCGGUCAGCUUCCGUGUGAAGGUACCUGAUUACCUUCGACAGGCUCGUGUACACGAUGUUUACCACGUCUCCUUGCUGCAUCCUUAUCGCAGACCGUCCGAGCGCUUCGCCGGACGCCCUUAUGAGCGCCCUCCACCUAUCAUGGUGGAUGGUCACGAGGAGUUCGUUGUUUGUGACAUCGUAUCACGCCGAGUUAUCGACAAUACCCCUCCACGCAUCGAGUACCUUGUGCGUUGGAAGGGUUGCCCUGAUGAGGAGGCUACUUGGGAGCCCCUCGAGCACUUGCGGCACACCAGGAUGUUGGUGCGUGCAUAUGAUCGUGCUCGUCGUGCUGAGACAUCUGCUUUUACUCAGCCGACUGACCCUCUUCCUCCUCCUCCGGCUGAGGAGAUUGCUGAGGACGAGCCCACUCCCUCUGAGGCCGUUCCUCAGCCGCAGACGGUCGCCUCCGAGCGUCCACAGCGCACUCAUCGUCGCCCUUCGCGUUACGAUGACUGACACUCUUAUCCUCCAUCUUUCCCCAGUAACUCACACCAUCAGGUACUCCAUCAUCAACUCUUCUUCAGGAUGUCAGUGUUUUACGGC
Molecule: messenger RNA, 3200 nt
Organism: Chara braunii
Lineage: Eukaryota; Viridiplantae; Streptophyta; Charophyceae; Charales; Characeae
Source: the annotation of a GenBank genome assembly